AUGUAUGCAAGCUCUGCACAAUGUUGCAAGAAUACUGAUUCACCUUAUGGCUCUGUCAAACUACGGCAUGUAAAUUAUGGAGAGGAGGGGAGACCGUUGAGUUCCUAUAAUCGGUUAUCAAGAAGAUUCAACCGAGAAAGUGUGCCAGCUUUUCCUGAUCUCGCAACUGCUUAUUAUGAGAAUUAUUCUGGCGUCAAUCCAGUUCUGACCGUUGCUCUUACGCCAGUGCCAAAAGUUGAUUACAGUGUAACAAAGGGCGGUGCUCGAACUUGGAUUGUUCUUCUUGUAUUCAUAUUAUUAUGCUCUAGUUUGUACACUAUUUUCUCCGCAAAAGAUGCUGGAGAUUCACAUCAUGAUCUCACUGGACGCACAUCAGUAGAUGAUGAUGAUGUUCCAGCAUACACCCAUGCAGGGGCUACUGCAAAUGAUGACAACGAUGAUGAUGACGACGAUGAGCCUCCUCAACCAAGUCCGCGGGCAAGUAAGAAACAAGAGACGACCCAACAAAAAAGUGCGCCGGCACCACCCCCCGUGACGGAUUCUGACGAUGAAGAUGAUGAGGAGUCAAAUGAGCACACAUUGGGAGGAAGACUAUUUGCAGGACUCAGAAAAAAGAUUACUGAUAGGUUGAAUGAGAAAAGUGUGAAGGAAGAGCCAAAGAAUAGUAAAUCGGAUCAAAUACUCAAUCCUCGAGAGCUCAGAAAACUGAAAAGACAACAGAAAAAUGUAAAAGUUGAAGUGAAAGAAGAGGAAGAUGAUGACGACGAUGACGAUGAUGAUGAUGAUGUCGAGGAAGCUGCUCCACAAGAACCAUCUCGUAAGCAGAAGGCUAAUAACCAGAAGGACGAUAAAAAGGAGAAACAUAAAAAGUAUCAACCAGUCAAGGAGGAGCCAGAUCUGGACGAUGAUGAUGAUGAUGAUGAUGACGAUGAUGAUGAUGACAACGAUGAUGAUGAUGAUAAGGAUGAUGGAAAAGAUGGCGACAAAGAUGAUGAUGAUAACGACGACGACGACGAUGAUGACGAUGAUGACGACAAUGAAGACGACGGGAAGAAAAAGAAAAAGUCUUCGGUUGAAUCGAAAUCAGACAAGAAAGUUGAGGAGAAAAACGAAGAUGAUGAGGAACCUCAUAUCUCACAUCGAGAAGCUCAACGCCUCCGUCGCCAACAUCUCAGAGAGAGCCGAAACCGUCCACGUCAUGGUGGAAAACGGGAAUGCAUUCAUCAAGAUUGUCCAGGUCAUGAAAGUUUGAAGCCGAGGAAGUCACUUUUGAUUCAAAAGAAGAAGAAGUCAAUGGUCGAAAAGAUUCUGGAUGAUGAAUACGAUGAGGAUGAUGAUGAUGAUGAUGAGGAAGAGAGAAAUGAGAAUGAUAGAGAGGAUGAUGAUGAUGACGAUGAUGACGAUGACGACGAGAGGCUUACAGAUAGAGAAAGCAGUAGCUCCUACAAACGUCACGCCAUCACCACCAAAGAAGAAAUUGGUUUCCGAGACAUCUUGGAUCGGGCGGAUAACCUUGUCGAAAAGCACCAAUAUGACGAGGCCAUGGAACUUUUUGACCAUGUCAUUGCGGUUUACCCGUCUUCUACCCGAGCAUAUUUCGGGAAAGCUCGAGCCUAUGAUAUCCGAGGAGAGAUAGAAGCGGAUGAAACGGAUAGAGAUAAGGCUAUUGAAAUUUACGAGAAAAUUCUGCAGAAUAGUGCAGUGCCGGAUGCACUUUUCAGACAAGCUGCUCAGCGACUAAUUGAGAAGACAAGAUUCCGUGGCCAGCUUCAUAAGACUUUGAAUGCUCACCGCCAUUUCAUUGAUAGAUUCCCAGAAGAGUUAUCACUUCAAACUGACUUUGCAAUUUCAUUCGUGAUGAUGAAACGGUAUGAAGAUGCUAGAACUGUGUUGAGAAAUGUGUUGGCUAACGACCCAAAUCAUGUUAUAGCAUUGGCCUACUAUGGAUAUAUUCUGAAGGCACAUGAUGACAAAGUGGAACAAGGAGUCGCUCUGAUGAGAAAAAGUUUGAAACUUGCUGAUAAUGAAAUCACAGACCCGAAAUUCUACUACCAACUCGGUCACGGACUUACUGCUCUCGGAAAGAAGAGUGAGGCAGACGCAGUUUACCAAAAGGCUGCUCAAAUGGGAGUGUUCAUGACCGCCCAGCAAAGAAGUUUGUACAAUAUCGAAGGACUCACCGGAAGAGCUUGGUGGAGUAUGGAUCAGACACCGUACUCCAAGUUUUUGAAGACCGUGGAGCGUCAAUGGGCAACCAUUCGUCAGGAAGGAAUGGAAGUGUUGAAGGAUUGUAGUGACUGUUGGUUGGACCAUAACCAACAAUUAGUUAUUGAUGGGCAGUGGAAAUAUUUCCCGAUUAUGUCGGAACAACACUUUGUAAAAUCCAGUUGUGAGCGUAUGCCACAAACUUGUCUAAUUCUUCAAGAGUUUGCGUCGUCUAGCAAUGCCAGCAAGUCAGAGAUGUAUCUAUCGGUACUAUCUUCUGGAGCAUCAAUCCUACCUCACUGUGGCCCAACAAACUAUCAUCUGCAAGCCCACCUCGGAUUAGUGUCCCCAUCUGAAGCAAGAAUACGUGUAGGAAAUGAGACAAAGGGAUGGAGGUCUGGGAAGUUCAUUAUUUACGAUGACAGUUUCGAACAUGAGCUCCAAUUUGACGGUGCAUCAUCCUCAUCUUUCCGAUUGGUCCUUAUCCUACAGCUCUGGCACCCCGAAGUUCAACCACAUCAACGCGUUCUGUCAUUCCUUACAUAA
This is a messenger RNA of Caenorhabditis remanei, 2751 nucleotides long. RefSeq lists its product as uncharacterized. Gene Ontology annotation, molecular function: protein binding; peptidyl-aspartic acid 3-dioxygenase activity. NCBI's taxonomy places the organism in Eukaryota, Metazoa, Nematoda, Chromadorea, Rhabditida, Rhabditidae. Bases 1 to 2751 code for a protein of 916 amino acids. The record is from RefSeq and is a predicted model, not a curated record. Gene Ontology annotation, cellular component: endoplasmic reticulum. The transcript has 14 exons. Gene Ontology annotation, biological process: peptidyl-aspartic acid hydroxylation.